AUGUUUUUAAGGAAAUUGUGUAUAUUUUCUCCUUCGAGACCACUGAAAGUCAACACCAAGUUUUACAACUCAGACAAGGAUGACUUAUUUCUUGAAGUUCAAAUUCAAAACAUUUCGCCUUCAACAGUGUUUAUACGAAAAGUUUCCUUGGAGCUACCUGAAAUGUACACCGAAGAAGCGUUAAAUACUCUCAACCUGGAUGGAGAAGAUGAGUGUACAUUUGGAACCAGGACAUUUUUGCAGGCAACAGAAGGACGCCAUUACUUAUAUCACCUGCAGGUCAAGGAGGAAUAUUUAGAGAAAGUGAGAAAGCUUAGUGGACUAACAGAAAUGGGAAAGUUAGAGAUUAUGUGGAAAUGGGAACUUGGCGAAAUCACAAUACUACACACAGUCCUACUUGAAAGAAAAGCUCGCAGUUCUGGAGAACUGAAGCUAUCUUUGGAGAAAAUUCCAGAUACUGUAGCCCAUGAAGAACCUUUUCAAAUUAUCUGCAAGAUAACAAAUUAUACUGAUAAGAAAAUGAAACUGCUUCUGAAAAUGCAUGAUACAACUUCUGUUCGUUGGUGUGGAUGUUCAGGAAGAAGCCUUGGUAAGUUGAAGCCAGGCUCAUCUCUGUCAUUUACCCUGACACUACUGUGCUUACUGUUAGGCCUGAGGAGGAUCUCUGGCAUACAGAUAAUAGACACAGUUUUAAAGACCAAAUAUUGCUAUGAUGGUGUUGCAAAAGUCUGCGUAGUACCUUCCAUGAUGAAAAUGGAAAGCUAA
Molecule: messenger RNA, 765 nt
Organism: Chionomys nivalis (European snow vole)
Lineage: Eukaryota; Metazoa; Chordata; Mammalia; Rodentia; Cricetidae
Product: trafficking protein particle complex subunit 13-like
Exons: 1
Coding region: 1-765 (254 amino acids)
Cellular component (GO): TRAPPIII protein complex
Source: RefSeq, a predicted model, not a curated record